CCGCUUCGCGCCCGAGCCGAGCUCUCUAGCCGCUCCCCGCUGUCCUCUGCGUUCCUCCAUCUGUGCGCCCGCGCCCCCCCAGCCCUCUCCAUGAAGCUGGCCGCGAUGAUCAACAAGAUGUGCCCGAGCGACACGGAACUGGGCAUCCCAGCCAAGAACUGCUACCGCAUGGUCAUCCUGGGUUCGUCCAAGGUGGGCAAGACGGCCAUCGUGUCGCGCUUCCUCACUGGGCGCUUCGAGGACACCUACACGCCCACCAUCGAGGACUUCCACCGCAAGUUCUACUCCAUCCGCGGCGAGCUUUACCAGCUGGACAUCCUGGACACCUCGGGGAACCACCCGUUCCCCGCCAUGCGGCGCCUCUCCAUCCUCACAGGAGACGUGUUCAUCUUGGUAUUCAGCCUGGACAGCCGCGACUCCUUCCAGGAGGUGCAGAGGCUCAAGCAGCAGAUUCUGGACACCAAGUCCCGUCUCAAGAACAAGACCAAAGAGAACGUGGAGGUGCCGCUGGUCAUCUGCGGCAACAAGGGCGACCGCGACUCGGAUCGCGAGGUGGAGCCGCGCGAGAUCCAGCAGCUGGUGGGCGACGACCCCCGGCGCUGCGCCUACUUCGAGAUCUCGGCCAAGAAAAACAGCAGCCUGGACCAGAUGUUCCGCGCGCUCUUCGCCAUGGCCAAGCUGCCGAGCGAGAUGAGCCCGGACCUGCACCGCAAGGUGACCAUGCCUUACUGCGAGGCGCUGCACAAGAAGGCGCUGCGCAGCAGGAAGCUCCUGCGCGCGGGCAGCAGCGGCGGCGGCGGCGACGCGGGCGACGCCUUUGGCAUCGUGGCGCCCUUCGCGCGCAGGCCGAGCGUGCACAGCGACCUCAUGUACAUCCGCGAGAAGGCCGGCGGCCAGGCCAAGGACAAGGAGCGCUGCGUCAUCAGCUAGGA
This is a messenger RNA of Ochotona curzoniae (black-lipped pika), 932 nucleotides long. It is a transcript of the gene RASD1, whose product is annotated as ras related dexamethasone induced 1. The transcript is spliced from 2 exons. The coding region runs from base 91 to 930 and encodes 279 amino acids. Gene Ontology annotation, molecular function: GTP binding; GTPase activity. The record is from RefSeq and is a predicted model, not a curated record. NCBI's taxonomy places the organism in Eukaryota, Metazoa, Chordata, Mammalia, Lagomorpha, Ochotonidae.